GUGGCUGAGUCCCAGGGCGGGGAAUCGCGUAAUGGCGGACGCGGGCCGGGUGAGCGCGGCUGGGGGCGUAGCGCGCUGAGGGGGGUCCGGCUGUGUGGCAGUCCUUGAGGUGGCCCUUGAGUACAGACCCCGUGCGGAGGAGGGCGGCUGGCCAGCCUUUCCUUCGCUUGGGGCCACCGCGCGAGACCAGGUUGUUUUUCAUCAUUCAGAACAUUGCCUGAAGCAGGUCCACCAUGCCGUUAGUAACGAGGAACAUCGAGCCAAGGCACCUGUGCCGUCAGACGUUGCCUAGCGUUAGAAGCGAGCUGGAAUGCAUGACCAACAUCACACUGGCAAAUGUCAUCCGACAGCUGGGCAGCCUGAGUAAAUAUGCUGAGGACAUUUUUGGAGAGCUCUUUACCCAGGCAAAUACUUUUGCCUCUCGGGUAAGCUCCCUUGCUGAGAGGGUCGACCGCCUACAAGUUAAAGUCACUCAGCUGGAUCCCAAGGAAGAAGAAGUGUCACUACAAGGAAUCAACACCCGAAAGGCCUUCAGAAGCUCUACCAUUCAAGACCAGAAGCUUUUUGACAGGAACUCUCUCCCUGUACCUGUCUUGGAAACAUACAACACCUGUGAUACUCCUCCUCCUCUCAAUAAUCUUACCCCUUAUAGGGACGAUGGGAAAGAGGCACUCAAAUUCUACACAGACCCUUCGUACUUCUUUGAUCUUUGGAAGGAGAAGAUGCUGCAGGACACCAAGGAUAUCAUGAAAGAGAAGAGAAAGCAUAGGAAAGAAAAGAAAGAGAAUCCAAAUCGAGGGAAUGUAAACCCGCGUAAAAUCAAGACACGUAAGGAAGAGUGGGAGAAAAUGAAGAUGGGUCAAGAAUUUGUGGAAUCCAAAGAGAAGCUGGGGCCUUCUGGGUAUCCACCCACUUUGGUUUACCAGAAUGGCAGCAUUGGCUCUAUUGAAAACGUGGAUGCAAGCAACUACCCACCACCACCACAGUCAGACUCCACUUCUCCACCUUCUCCUUCCUUCUCUGAGGACAGCUUGCCUCCCCCACCAGCAGAAUUCAGCUACCCAGCAGACAGUAACCAAAGAGGGUCUGGCUUAGUUGGACCCAAAAGAUCCAGUGUGGUUAGCCCAAGCCAUCCACCACCAGCUCCUCCUCUGGGCUCUCCACCAGGCCCCAAACCCGGGUUUGCUCCACCACCUGCCCCUCCGCCUCCGCCUCCAAUGAUGAACAGUCCACCCCCACCACUGCCUGGAGGAUUUGGGUCUCCAGGGACCCCACCACCACCUUCACCCCCAUCUUUCCCACCUCACCCCGAUUUUGCUGCCCCUCCACCUCCUCCCCCACCACCAGCAGCUGACUAUUCAACACUGCCACCACCUCCCUUGUCCCAUCCAGCAGGAGGAGCCCCUCCCCCUCCGCCUCCCCCACCUCCUCCGGGGCCCCCACCUCCCCCUUUCAGUGGUGCAGAUGGCCAGCCUGCUGCACCUCUGCCACUUUCUGACACCACCAAGCCCAAGUCCUCCUUGCCGCCUGUGAGUGAUGCCCGCAGCGACUUGCUUUCAGCAAUCCGUCAAGGCUUUCAGCUGCGCAGGGUUGAGGAGCAGCGGGAACAAGAAAAGCGAGAUGUUGUGGGCAAUGACGUGGCCACCAUCUUGUCGCGUCGCAUUGCUGUGGAGUACAGCGACUCAGAAGAUGACUCCUCUGAGUUUGAUGAGGACGAAUGGUCGGAUUAACUCUUCUGCCUGCUGCCCACUUCCUUUUUCUUUCCUGCCUACCUGCCUUCUUUGCUGCCUAUCCCAACAGUCCCAAGGGGAAGAAAAGGGAGAAAAAAAAUUUCCAGGGGCCAAAGCCUUCCCUAAAGCAACCAAAGAUGUAUCCAAGUGCUUCCUCCAAAUCAACAUGUAUUUCCCAUCUCCCCGUAGUCAGGCCCCAUGCGGCUCCUGAGAUUCAGUAGCUGAGAUGUUUCCUGUUCCCUUCAAGUGACUGUUGCAUAUUGAAGAGAAGGAAAAACCCCAAAGCAGAUCCCUUUGAUUGGGUUUAAAUUGGAGUUGGUGCCUUCUCCUAAGAGCCAUUUUCUGUCGUUGUCUUCCAGAAUCCUUGCCCUCAGCUACUUCGAAUAAUGCCCCCCAUGUUCAGGUUCUAAAGCCUGGAGGGACACAGCUGGCCCCUUUUCCCAUGCACUAAGAGGGCAGAGCAGGCCACACACCCGCGUGCCUCACCCUUCUGCCCUGAUCAGCAGGGUGAGGCUACUUUUUUGCUUAAGCCACCUCUGUAUCUGGAUGCCCUUUAUUCCCGGGGCCAUCAAGCCCCUAAAGAAAUGUGUCACACACUCCCCCUACUGCUCAGAAACGACGCCUUUCUGAAAGCAGGGCUGGUUGCCUCCCUCCCAGGCUCCCUCUCAUGAAUGUGGUGUUCAGGUGGCCCUAAAAUGCCUCUCCCCCACCACCAGGUGCCUCCAAGCACCAUAGCCCAGUUCUCACCUCUAAUACCCAUGACCAAACUAGCUCUGACACGCAGGGAUCUGGGCCUCUGCUGGCUGUCAGGAGCCAAGGUUAGAGACUUGGAACUACAGGACUGGAAAAAUGGUAGAACUCCUUGGGUCCUGCCCUCUUAAUGAUGCUGCAGCCUAGAGAUGGAAGGUGACUUGCUCAAGGUCACACAGUUGGAUGGUGACAGAGCUAGAGCCCAGAGUUCCUGAUUCCAAAUCACCUGUGCUUUCUGGGACCAAAUAGUGGGCACCCCUGGAGUCUGGGCAGAGCAGUCUUGGCAUUGUGUAACUCUAGACCUCACCACAGGUGGGGGGUCCCAGUAGAAGGGCUCAGGGCCUGUGCCAGGCCUGUCAGUGCUGCUCAGACCCUUAUAGCCUCUAUUGUAAUUCUUUGCUCCCCCUUUCCUAUCACCAGCCAACCACCUGGCCUUGAGAGCUGCCCUUCUGGGGGACCAGAGGUAGUGAGAGAAGGAAGAGGGUAGGCAGCGUGACAGGUGCUGCUUUCAAUUCCUCUACAACUCCUCCCCCUUUUAUUUCCCCAAUUUAAGCGUAGGUUCUGCCAACUGUAGAAACUUCAGUCCCUCAGGCUGGCAGCUGCCUCAGGUAGCUGCCUGGAGGGGCCUGGCAGCCAUGAGAAGAGCUGAAAGGCAGAGGGACUCUGGGUCUUGUUUCCAGCUCCUCUCCUCACUGCACACGGUGAUGUUCCCUCCUUGCUCCCCCUUUCUCCCAGAGCUAAUACACAGGUGCUAUUAUUCAGGAAAAAACUGGUCAGCUUUGGCCAACAGUGAGGUUUCUUCUCUUCUGCCCUAACUAUUGUGUAGCCUCUUAUGCUGAAACCGGCUUCUCCUGGCUUCUCUGGCUUUCAGAGCCCUGAAACAAAGAGAAACAGGAUCUGCCUCUACCCAGCACAGCAAAUGGUUACAGUAAUUGUCAAAGCCCUCAUAAACCCUUCCGGCUUGAGGAGUGUGUAAGCACGGGUGCUGCCGCUGUGCCCUGGCUGAAUGUUCCCCCUCUUCUUUCCUUGAACUCCAGGUGUGGGGACUGAGCCUUUAGAGGCCAGCAUGCCCUCCUGCAGGGGCUGCUCUCCCCAGAUCAGAUGUCUCUGGCACAGGGCUGGCACCGGCUCAGUGAGGAGCGUAUCAGAUGGUGUGCACCCCUGCCUUGCUUCCCACCUUGCGAUCUGGGAGCUGAAGGGGCUUUCUUCAGAACCUAAAAUGGCUGUUGAAGGUGCCCCCGGCUGCAGCCCAGCAGUGGCUGAAGUGGCAGACGGAGAACAGUGGUUCUUCCAAAUAGGUGUCCUGGGGCCUGGCCAGGCCAGGGCAGGGUUUGGGCCUAAUGGCUUUGACUAAAUUACCCCAUCCCCCUCCUUCCUGGAAAAGGGGGAGCCAGCACCACUCACUAUCAUUCUGCUCUGACCUUGAAGGGGGCGGUGUUGGCUUGGCUUCUGGAAUGGACAGAGUCUGCUGUGGAAAGGGCUGGGGGCAGGAGGAGGUGGGGAGGGGCACUGCCUGCGGAAGGUAGGAUUAGAUCAUUAGCUCAGUGACCUCCUAGGGUUUCUAUGUGCUGUGUUCUCAUCCUACAGCUGGUUUGGUAAUGAUCUGCAAGUCCCGGAGAGCAACAGCACAGCUCUACCCGAUGCUCUCAUUAAAAUCUAUGCAGCCAAGCUCGGCGCUUUGUAGCAGCCGGCCUUGCGAAGCCUCCUCAGCUGGGGGGGUGCUGGGGACCCAGUCAGCCGAGAGGCCCUCUGGGCUCUACUUAUGCAUAUGUGCACACACACACAAAAAUUUCCUUAAACCCAGAGCUUCCUUUAAGAUGAUAAAGGACCUUGUGCAGGUAAUUGUGUGUCUUUGGAAUCCUGUAGUUAUAGAAUGCAAAGUUUAGUGAUUAUUUAAAGUGGGCUGAGGCUGGUAAGAAUAUGGAGCAAUGGCCCAUAAAGGACUCUAAGGGCUGAAGCCUGGGAGCCACCUCCCUUCCCUGGUCUGCCCAGCGCAGGGUCCUGCCCCCAUUCCUGUGGCCCAGGGCCCCAGCUUCCAGUCGGCAAGGUCAGAAGUGACUUGUGGCUUUGCCUUGGUUGUGAGAUGAGCACAUUCCAAAGAAGCAACCAUGGGGAGGGGGCAGGCUCAGCGAUCCCUUGGAGGCUCAGAGCAGCUGGCCCAAGCUCUAGCUCUCCUCCAGUGGAAGCUCAAGUGCCCUCAAAAACGACCCUGGCCAAUGUCACCGCAGAGCUGAGGCGGUGUUGUCAGGGCUAAUGUGAAAUCUCUUCCCGUGGCGCCGAUCCUCCGGCUCUGCAGCGCCAGCUUGGACAGAUUGAGGUCUCUGUGGCUUUGGUGACCCUGCUUAAGCAUUCCCACCGUGUCCCAGCUCUGCGCUCAGCCUGCCUCCCACUGCAGCCCCCCUCACCUGACCUCAGGGCCUGGGAGGAGGGUAGGCAGUGCCCCAAGGCCAGGGGCUUUUGCUCAGGAGAGAUGUCAGGCUUUCUAGGGGCAUCAGGCUUUCAGGUCUACUGGGCUCCAGCUAACCUGGGACCAGGUGUCGCCCAGAGAUGCGCCUCAUCCUGUGCCUCAGGAAGGGCUAGGGAACAAUUUUGUUACUGUAUUAACUUUACUCAGUUCACUUGAGAAACUAACCAAUUUUUACUUUCUGUCUAGAAUGAUGUAUGUGUAGGAGAGCUCCCGAAGUGCCUUGUUUUCUCUGUUAUAAAUAUAUUUAUAAGGACCUGAUCCAGUGGAUUCUUGGGUGUGUCUGCUACAUCAAGAUUUUAGGGACUGGGCAUAUAUGUAGUGGGGCUACAGUCUGAAGAUGGGUCCCCUUCCCCUGAAGAUGGGAAAGGAGCUUAAGGUGGAGAUCUGAGUAAUGGUGUUAAGCCAAACACCUAAAGUGAUUCUUUCCUCUUCACCCUACUCCUCUCAGGUCCUUGGAAGGAUGUCCAGUUUUUUAAAGCCCUGUGCCUCCAAGCCCGGUCUCAUUUGAGUCCUUGCCAGGCUCAUGUGUGUACUACAUUAGCACCCCAGUGACCUGAAGAUUCCAUGUAAUUGUUUUAUCUAUACAUGCGAAUACAUAAAUGCCAGCAUUUUAAAUAAUUUGAUAAAGUCUUUGUAGCCACUCAGCCA
Molecule: messenger RNA, 5595 nt
Organism: Vicugna pacos (alpaca)
Lineage: Eukaryota; Metazoa; Chordata; Mammalia; Artiodactyla; Camelidae
Gene: WASF2
Product: WASP family member 2
Biological process (GO): actin cytoskeleton organization; positive regulation of Arp2/3 complex-mediated actin nucleation
Cellular component (GO): cytoskeleton; SCAR complex
Molecular function (GO): actin binding; Arp2/3 complex binding; protein kinase A regulatory subunit binding
Source: RefSeq, a predicted model, not a curated record